CUUCAUACUUUUAACUUAGUUUGUUUAUAGUAUAAAGUCCUUCGCAUUAUGUGCAUAUUUGCACACGUAUCAGUCAAAAGCAAAUUGAGCUCGCGCAUGACGUAGAGAUCAACACUGGUAAAUAACGCUAGUUUGUCGCUAUAUAUUGUGCUUUUAGAAUGUAACUUAGCUAUAUCUUAUUUUAAAUGUGGUAACAGAUGUUGGUAUUUAAAUAUUAGCUCCUCCCUAUAGGCUAACAUUAAAUGUACACGUGUACGCUUUGUUCAUAUAUUAACCCGUUCUUUGAGUCGAAUCUUUCGAACGAAUCAAUUGAACCUUAAAGUGAUGAUGUAAGAUCAGAACAGUUCCAAAGAUCUAAUGAUCAGUGCUUUAAACAUUCCAGGAAUGUCUGCGUGGUGUCCCCAGGAGAUAAGCCUCUCUGCAGGCAUCACCAGCAAAGCUUUUGUCCUUCUAAACUAAGGAUACUGAAGGUCUAAAUCCAAAGUGGCUAUUGAUUUCUACAAGAAUGUGAUGAAUGAGGCUACAGUGGGUUUUUUCCUCACUGUCAAGAUAAAUGCAAUUUUCAUUCAAGAAUUUCUAAAAAAAAAAAAAAAAAAAAAAAAAAAUUAAAAUAAUAAUAAUACAAAUACCUCUGUCCUUUUUCUACUUUUUCCCGGACUUGACAAAAAGAUGCAUCAAAUUUCCUACUCCCAGCUUUUAAAAUGACCCAAACUAACACCUGCAGCAUCUAUACAGGAUCAUACAGUAAAAUGGCAGAUGGAUUUUCAAUUAUGGUUAACAGUGUGACCACAUCUCUUAACAACGAUGAGUGUCGGACACUUCUGUACCUUUGUACGGAUUUGUUCACCAACAGCUGUGUGGAAGAUCUGAGAGGAGCUUUGCUGGCCUUUGCCAAACAGAAACAGAAUCAAGCGGGUCAGUCUCAGGCUGGUGAUGCCUUGCUGAUGGAGCUCAUGUUCCGAAUGAAGCGCUUUGAUAUCCUAAAGAAAGUUUUCGGCACCAACAGACAACAGGUAGAAGUAAUUCUGCAGAGGGGAGGCGUCCUCUCAGAUUACAGGGUUCUGAUGGCAGAUGUGAACGAAAACCUGGAAAAGGAGGAGUUACAAUCUCUUAUAUUUCUCCUGAGCAGUAUCCUGCCCAAGGAAAGAAUGGCUAGAGCUACUAGCUUUCUAGAUGUGGUGGUGGAGUUGGAGAAGUUAGAUGAAGUAUCUUGUGAUAAAGUAGACCUGCUUGAACAGUGUUUGGGGAACAUUAAGAGAUUUGACCUUGUCAAAAGGAUUCAGGCCUACAAGAAUAGAGGUCAGAAAAUACCAUGUGCAGAAACUAAAGUUCAAAAUACCUUUAAGUUCAGCCCUGUGAAGGUUCAGUCACCAGUUAAUCAAGGGAGACGACAACAAUGCUGUUCUCAAGAGUUUAAAAAUUUGAAGCUUUCAGUGCCUGAAACAGGAACACAAUAUCAACAGGCUUUUGUGGAGGAGUAUCCGAUAAAUCCUGAGCAGAGAGGCCUGUGUGUGAUAAUUGACUGUGUUGGCUUUGAUGGACAGAUGCUGAAUCAGACAUUUGAGCGUCUGGGUUUCAUGGUCAUUUUCCACUCUCUCCUGGGUCUGAAAGAAACACAGAAGGUCUUGGAGGACCUGACUCGCCACAGGACCCUUCGGAGGGUCAACUUCUUUGUCUGCUGCCUCAUUAGCAGGGGAACAGACACUCAUCUGUUGGCUACAGACUCUAACAGCCUUGGCUUCAGGCUGGAGGAUCUCAGGCAGCUUUUCAACCCAAAUCAGUGUCCCUCUCUGGGUGGUAAACCCAAACUCUUCUUCACCCAGAUCUACAGUACCACAGAAGCCCCUCUAACAGCCUCAAUGGAUGAUGAAUUCCUUGAGACAGAUGGACCGAAAUGCCAUUAUUCUAGGACUGUCCCACAGUCAGCGGAUGUCCUUUGGAGCGUGUGCACAGCAGAGGCAAAACUGCUGGAAGGUUCUGGCCACCAGUCGGUUUACCUGCAUGCAUUAAACUCUGCCUUACUGAGGGGACAUGAGAGAAAGACGCCUAUAUUGGAUAUCAUGACGGAGGUGAACAGAAACGUGUUUAGUCACAAUCAGCAGAAUCCUGAGAAGAAGUAUCAGCUUCAACACUCUCACACACUACGGAAGAAUAUUUACUUGUAACAACAAUUUACUUGUGUUGUGCAACACAACACAAACUUCUUUUUUCUUUGUCUGUCUUUCUUGCCCAGGCACUCUACUUGUUUUAAAAUAGAAUUGUUUGCGCACAAAACUCUCCAUAUAGUGAAUAAGUACACAUAGCUAGAUACUGCCAUCAUGUUCUCAUUAUUGUAUAUUUUAUUAUAUAUUUGUAUUUUAUUUAUUUGUGAGUCUUUAUCCUCUGUGGCAGCUACUGUGCUGCAGUCACAGUGCUAGUUUCUCAAUAAACCUAAAGUCAUUAGUCAA
This is a messenger RNA of Megalobrama amblycephala (Wuchang bream), 2447 nucleotides long. It is a transcript of the gene cflara, whose product is annotated as CASP8 and FADD-like apoptosis regulator a. The record is from RefSeq and is a predicted model, not a curated record. Gene Ontology annotation, biological process: proteolysis; negative regulation of extrinsic apoptotic signaling pathway via death domain receptors. Lineage: Eukaryota; Metazoa; Chordata; Actinopteri; Cypriniformes; Xenocyprididae. Bases 702 to 2165 code for a protein of 487 amino acids. The transcript is spliced from 11 exons. Gene Ontology annotation, molecular function: cysteine-type endopeptidase activity; protein binding.